Pseudomyrmex gracilis is the source of this 1422-nucleotide messenger RNA. RefSeq names its product diphthamide biosynthesis protein 1 (gene Dph1). The coding region runs from base 168 to 1403 and encodes 411 amino acids. The transcript is spliced from 4 exons. Lineage: Eukaryota; Metazoa; Arthropoda; Insecta; Hymenoptera; Formicidae. Gene Ontology annotation, molecular function: 2-(3-amino-3-carboxypropyl)histidine synthase activity. The record is from RefSeq and is a predicted model, not a curated record. Gene Ontology annotation, biological process: protein histidyl modification to diphthamide.
CAACCGCUCUAACCCAACCCUAAAAAGUUCAAAGUAGUGGUUAGAAUCGCAGUUUGUGUGAUGACAGUGUUUAACAUGAGCGUAACGUGACAUUUCUGUACAUUUUAGGCGCAAUAUUUUUUUAGAGAAUUCUUAAAAGUAGAGAAUUGCGAUAUUUCGUUGAAAAUAUGGAUUCCGAACAAUGCGAUUCCGUCGUGGUCAUCAAAGCGAAACCCGUUCGCAAAGUUUUCAAAGCGCCGUUGAAGGUCACCAAGAUACCGGACGAACUCUUAAACGAUCCCUCGUUGAAUUCUGCCGUAGAGGCUUUACCGUCGAAUUACAAUUUUGAGAUACACAAAACGAUAUGGAGAAUCAGAGAGGCCAAGGCGAAGCGAGUGGUUCUUCAGAUGCCGGAAGGUCUUUUGAUGUACGCCACGACCAUAGCUGACAUAAUCGAGGAAUUUACCGAAGCAGAGACUGUUAUUAUGGCUGAUGUUACUUAUGGAGCCUGUUGCGUGGACGAUUACACGACACGGGCGUUGGACGCGGACUUUCUGAUUCACUACGGACACUCUUGCCUCAUACCCGUGGAUCAGACCGCCAGUAUCAAAGUACUUUACGUGUUUGUUAACAUAAAAAUUGACAUUGCACAUUGUGUGGACUGUCUGCAAGUCACUCUGCCUGUCACCAUCAGGAUAGCGCUAGUCAGUACAAUACAAUUUACCACAACAGUCCAAGCGGUGGCAACGGAGUUAAGACGAAAGGGUUACGAAAUUUCAGUUCCACAGAGCAGGCCACUUAGCCCCGGAGAAAUUUUAGGAUGCACAGCGCCGCAAAUUCAUUGCGCCGAGGCAGUGGUUUACAUAGGGGACGGUAGAUUUCACUUGGAAGCUGUUAUGAUUGCCAAUCCCAAGUUGAGAGCGUUCAAGUACGAUCCGUAUGCGAAAAAACUGACGGAGGAGUUUUACGAUCACGCGAAGAUGUUGGAGAUCAGACAGGAAGCGAUAUUACGAGCCAAGGAGACUGACAAGUAUGGUCUGAUACUUGGGACUCUUGGCAGGCAGGGUAGUCCAAACGUACUCAAGACUCUGCAAAAUAGAAUCAAGGCUCUGGGAAAGGAGAACGUUGUGAUAUUAUUGUCGGAAAUAUUCCCGAACAAGAUCAAGCUGUUCAAAGGCGUCGAUGCUUUCAUACAAAUCGCGUGUCCACGACUGAGCAUCGACUGGGGCGUCGCGUUCGAGAAGCCAUUUCUUACGCCCUACGAAGGCGCGGUCGCACUCAGGAUGGCGGAUUUCGACAAGAAUCGCUCGUAUCCCAUGGACUUCUACUCUACGAUCAGUCUCGGUCCAUGGACCGUAAAUCACAAAGAGUCCGAAUUGGAAAAAACCGACGCUUGCUGCGGUAAAUGUAAAGGGAAUAAAUAAAACGAAUUUUUUUAAAACA